CUAURAUAUUCUAGAGUCCGCGACGAAAACAAGGAGUAAAUAUUGCUUACGUGCUGCACUUGAUACAGUUUUAUUACUCGCACCGUUUUACAAGUUCCGGGUUUUUGAUUUUGAACCAACCACAAAGAGCAAAGAAAUUUAGUGUCAAAUUACACGCUUGGACUUGAAGUAUCGUAUUUCCCAAUCAAGCCACUCGCCAUAAUUUUUGAGGACUAGAGUUGUAGUCUUGUAGAGACUGAGGUAAUCGUGGGAAAUAUCGACUUUGGUUGUAAUUUGGUUUUCCAGGCGUUUUGUUGCGUUGCCUUCCGUGUUCAACAUGAAGAACGGUAUAUUUAAAACAGAUUUGUUUACUCGCCGUGUGUGUUGUUCUUUUGCUAUUGCGCUGGUCUUGGGAUUAAUCAACAAAUCAAACUGCUYAAUAACCACUAGCAGCAGUACUAACAGCACAAACACUACCCCAUCGCCACUUUCUACAUUGUCACGGUCACCAUCAUCACCAUCAGCUACAACGACAUCUGUCACAACAACAACCACAAAAAAGCCAGAUGCAUCUACCACUGCAACGAUCACACGUCCUCCAGCAACUACAAGUAUUAAGCCUGCUACAACGACAUCUGUCACAACAACCACCACAAAUAAGCCAGGUACAACAACGCCUCCAGCAGUCACCCAAAUAUGGGAUAAAGUGAUUGGCGGAUGGCUUGGGGAAAAAAUCAGUUUCAUUGUUGUCGUGUCAGCUGUGGCAUUGUGUCUCAUACUUCUGCUAGCACUUAUCAUCACAUGUUGCCAGUAUCACAAACUCAAGAAAAAAACUAAGUUCCCUAAAGAUCUGAUAAUCAAUAACGACAGUGCGUGGAUCAAUAGCAACGACGAUUUGUUGAUGUGGGAACGUAACUUGCGCGCCACGGAAGUCAACGCCGCACCGCCUACGGCACCAGCCAAUGAUAAGCGACAAUAGARAYUAUCACGAACAUGAUUAUAAGCUAGCAAGGCCCAAAGAAAGGAUCUUCUAGUAAAAUGAUGAAAAGCUUAAAACGUCCACGGUGGCUGCAUUUGAGAAUAUUUUAUAGAAAAAGGACAGUCAAUUUUGAAAUAGAAAAUCAUAGUACGUGCUUAUCGAGUACAAAAAUUCGUAAUGGAUCCAUUCACGCUAACGCCGCCAUUUUGAAUUGAGGCAAACGCGCGAAGAUUKGGGAAAUAUAUUGAUCACUUUGACCCCGCUCAAUCUGAACAAAUUCGUAAGGUUUGUAAGUUACUAGAUGUAUGUCAAGUAAGUGGUUGAAUAUAAGAUAAAGGCUAGUGCAUUACCUACUUUUUUGGUAGUAAAAUAGGAUUAAUUAUCAAAUUUCGUAAUAAAAAUAAUAAAAAUACGAAUAAAUCUCAUUGUUUUUGAAAAAAAUGUUUGAACAGAUUUACAAGAAGUCAAAGUCCCUUUCGCGCGUUUUUCGACAAUUUAAAAUGACAGACAAACUUUGAAACAGAUUGGUAAAUUUUAAUUUUUGACCCGAAAAGUUAAAUAUUCCAUUAUUGAGAUUUUAGCGCUUGGUUUUCGUAAAUCCGUGAAUCACCUUUGCGUGCUAUUAAAGUUUGAUAUUCAAAAAGGCACAAAGGAAAACAAUGCUAUUAGAGCGUACUAAGGUGAAUUAGUGUAAUACCUAUUUCACGGGUUUUUUGACCUCACUCUAAUUUCUUUUGUGUAUUUGACUAUUCAGUUGAGUCUCCCGUAAGCGGAUAUCCUUUGGAAAAGGAAAAAGUGUGCGUUGGAAGAAUGUUUAUA
Messenger RNA from Exaiptasia diaphana, 1777 nucleotides. Its product is annotated as integumentary mucin C.1. NCBI's taxonomy places the organism in Eukaryota, Metazoa, Cnidaria, Anthozoa, Actiniaria, Aiptasiidae. The record is from RefSeq and is a predicted model, not a curated record.